Cotesia glomerata is the source of this 8599-nucleotide messenger RNA. It is a transcript of the gene Not1, whose product is annotated as CCR4-NOT transcription complex subunit 1. Gene Ontology annotation, molecular function: molecular adaptor activity. NCBI's taxonomy places the organism in Eukaryota, Metazoa, Arthropoda, Insecta, Hymenoptera, Braconidae. Gene Ontology annotation, cellular component: CCR4-NOT core complex; P-body. Gene Ontology annotation, biological process: nuclear-transcribed mRNA catabolic process, deadenylation-dependent decay. The coding region runs from base 754 to 8253 and encodes 2499 amino acids. The transcript is spliced from 5 exons. The record is from RefSeq and is a predicted model, not a curated record.
ACCCCUGUAAUGGCGGCUGUUGUUCGACACCACAUCGUGUGUGACGUUACAAUUUUGAACAUUUAUAAAAAGAUAGUUAUAAUAAAUAAUAAAAAUAAAUAAUCUUAAAUAAAAAUAACAAUCGUUUAAUUAAUUAGAUGUAAAUAUUUAUUUAAAGCUAGUGCGGUAAUAAAAAUAAUAAUUUCAUUGUGACGCCGUUAGCGGGAUUUGGGUGCUAGUGGGGGUUAAACUCGUCGGGGGGGAAAUAAAAAACUAACCAAUCGGUUUCUGCGUAUAGCCAAGAGCCGUACGAGACUGAGUGACAAAAAUCCAACGGACAACAGUCUUAAUAACAGUCAUAAAAAUAAAAAAGACAUUGAGAUUUUGCAAGUAGACUUUUGUUGGGUAGUGUGAUUUUUUUUUCAACCAAAAUUAUUCUCUGGUUAGAUUCUUUUUGAUCACCACCAUUGUUCCGCCUAUUUGCAUCCGCAUUAUUACUAUUAUUAUUAUUUUUAUUAUAAAUAUAAUUGUAAUUAUUAAUUUAGUCAGUGUAGUUAAGUAAUCAUAAUAAUAAUAUUGUAUUGAAGUGAUUCGCAAUGACGUUAUAGUGUGAAAAUAAUAAAUCUAAAUAUCGAUCCCGAUGUUGGUCGUAGGAUUGUGCAAAUGUAGUUUUCAUGGUUAUAAAGUGGAUAGAAACUGGAGAAGAAACUGGUUGUGGUUACCCAAGAAAGCUUCAAAUACGUUUGAAGCUUUCGAGGUCGGAUUAAUGGAACUAUGAACCUGGACUCGUUAUCUUUUACUUUAACACAAAUAAAUUAUUUAAUUGUAAAUUUAAAUAAGAAAAAUUAUCGCGAUAGUACCGAGGAAAUAUCAAUCUUAGUACGGUGGAAAGGUCUAGAGGCAGACAGACAUUUGUUGCGCUGUUUGUUCUCGCACAUUGACUUUUCUACAGGAGAAACGCCAAACACUAGCUCCAAGGAUUAUUAUCAAGUUCAAUUGCUCAAACAAGAGUGUACAAAUAUUCUUGGAAAACCUUCGUUGGUCUCAAAUCUCUGUUACGCUAUUGACCAUCCUCUCCAUCAUCAAAAGACUUUGAAACCAUCGCUGAAAUUUUUUCUUCACUUACGACGACUACUGAGCUUAACUCUCGUCCAAGAAAUUGUUUUUGCAAUUGCAUUGCAGCACUCAGAAAACGCCGAGUUGAGAUCAUUGGCACUUGAGGAAGUUAAAAAACAACUUCCAGACUUGAUAAAUAAUUACAUACAGUCAGCAGACAGUACUGGCAACAAGCAGCAGGAGGACGGGCUCCACGAUUCCUCGCCGGAAGUAUUACAUUUGAUACUCAUUGAAACAUUGAAAGAUCAAAAUUCUUACGGGCUCUCGUUGGAGACUAAAGAAAAAUUUUUGAAAAAUUUGAAACGUGAUUUUCCCCGUGAACUGGUACCAGUGGUGCUAGCACCACUAUUAUAUCCAGGAGACGGGGAAAUUACUCACGUACCUAACGAACUCGAUAUGGCCACCAAUCAAAUGGACGCCAACUCGUUAGUCGAGUUGAUAAUGGAAUUAGGCUAUGGAUUUACCAACAAUGUAGAAGACUGUCGCGCAGCCUUAACUGGCUUGGGAGCGCGAGAAAUAUCUCCAUUGGCUGCAGCACGCGUCCUGGCUCACAUGGCAAGAACGUACAGUGGGUUAGACGAUGCUGGUGGCUUACAGUCAUUUUGGAGUAUUUCAUCGAACAAUGCUGACGGUAACAAAGAUAAAUCAGACGGUAAUCCAUCAAGUACAUGGAAUGUUGAAGUAUUUGUACAGACGUUAAAAGAAAUUCAGUCAACAUUAUCAUGGAAUGAAGUGAUUGUUAAAUUAGAUCAUCCCGAUUUUCACAUUAAAAAUCGCCAAAGUUUGAAUCUUUUGAUAACUGGUUUAAGACUUGGAUUACAAUUACAAGGUUUUCCAUUGGAUGUAUUUCCAGUUGAGUUAUUUUAUCGUCAUUGGGACAAUGUCGAGGGACAAUUUUCUUUGAUUCAGCAAAUUUUGAAAAAUCCCGAUGUAUUUUGCUUCGCUGAUUAUCCCUAUCAUUCGGUGACAGUUGAUGUACUAAAAGCUGCACCGGAAGGUGACAGCAAAGAAGCCCAAACUUGGCGAUCACUAAAUGUAGUAGAGCUUUUACUUCAUAUGGCUGAACGUGGACUCAAUGGACCUGUACAAGAUAUAUUUAAAUGGCCGAUCCAACACUGUCCGGAUGUACUUGUAUUAGCGUUACUCCAAAUUAACCCACCGAUUACAAUGUUACGGCAAGAAUUGCUGAGCACUUUAAUGCCAAUAUUUUUAGGCAAUCACCCGAAUUCGGCAGUUAUUUUACACCACGCUUGGCAUGCCAAUAAUUUAAAAAUAAAGUCGAUAAUAAUGCACGCAAUGGCUGACUGGUAUUUACGCGGUGAUAAUGAUCAGACAAGAUUAUCACGAAUUUUAGACGUAGCUCAAGAUUUAAAAGCUUUAUCAGCAUUAUUAAAGGCACAAAGUUUUCCAUUUGUAAUCGAUCUUGCUUGUUUGGCAUCACGACGAGAGUACUUGAAACUGGAAAAGUGGCUCGGAGACAAAAUACGUGACCACGGUGAAAUAUUCAUCGCGGCAUGUGUUAAAUUUUUACAACGAAGAUGCCCACAAGUAAUGGGACCGGGUAUUAAAGAAGACACAACCAUCCCCAAGGCCAGUCAACUGCCUCAAGAAACUUUGACAACUAUUCUAAUGGUCCUGCAACCUUGCACUGCAAGUCUCUCACAAGAACUAGCAGAUACCAUAAUUACGAUGAUCGGAAACUGCAGUAUGAUGUUGAAGACUAAUUUAAACAGACCACCGCCUCCAGGAGUGAUGCGUCAUCCCGCAUUAGACGUAUUUAAUCCAGUUAAAUUGGCAGCUCCUUUGUUUCCAACAAAACCUAUUGACACUCUGGGUAAUUUGAGCACUAAUUUAGCUUCAAUGGGUAUCGGAUCUGGCUUAGGACCGCCGAGUACCUCAGCUUUUAAUUUACCCGGUGCUUUAGGUCCUUUGGUAUCUGCACCAGGAUCUCCCUCGAGGCUAAUGGGUCCGUCGCCAAAUCCUUUUCCAAUGAUGCCAAUGUCUUCGCAAAUUCAUUCUGGACCAGUUGGUACUCAGAGCACUGCUGUGAUACCCGGUGCUGCGUCAAUAGGCGGUAAUGGACGUUUAGGCCCGCCGGCGAAUAUUGAAAAGACUAGAAUACCUGAAAUAUCAAAUUUAUUCCCUGAUAUGCCACAAAUAGUGUCUAAAGACAUUGAAGAUGAAGCUAAUAGUUAUUUUAUGGGUAUUUACAAUCAUUCACCUCAUCAGACUUUGUCAAUUGAUGAGGUGCUUGAUAUAUUAAAAAAAUUUCAGAAUUCUACUAUAAAACGCGAGCAUGAUGUGUUUCAGUGUAUAUUACGUAAUUUAUUGGAAGAAUAUCGUUUCUUUCCGCAGUAUCCUGAAAAGGAACUUCAUAUCACUGCUCAAUUAUUCGGCGGGAUUAUUGAUCGUGGAUUGGUAAAUAAUUACAUGACCCUGGGAAUAGCGCUUAGGUUUGUUUUAGAUGCUCUGAGAAAACCAGAAGGCAGUAAAAUGUAUUUCUUUGGUUUAGCAGCUCUUGACAGAUUCAAAAGCCGUUUAAAAGAAUAUUCGACUUAUUGCGAACAUGUAAGAGCUAUUCAUCAUUUUCUUGAGUUUCCAUCGCAUUUAGUCGAGUACAUUGAGUUUGGACUGAGCGGGCAAGAGCCGCCUCAUAAACCUCAGGGACCUAUUUACCCAAAAUCACAUCCUCUUAUGAUGAACCAGGCUACCACUGCUUACAAAUCCAUAACUACAACGACCGCUACGAGCAACACGCAGUCAAAACCAUCUACUACGCCAACAACUUCGAUGUCUGCUCGGCCUUCUAUUGCAAAUGCAACCAAUAUCGAUACACUGCUUGUAGCUACUGAUAAAGAAGAAAUGAAAAUUACAAUACCGCCAGAAACCAUGCAAGACAAAACGGCAUUCAUUUUUAAUAAUUUGAGUCAGAUUAAUUUACAAGCUAAGUGUGAUGAAAUACGUGAAAUUGUUACUGAAGAAUUCUGGCCUUGGAUUGCUCAGUACUUGGUAAUGAAACGUGCGAGUAUUGAAUUGAAUUUUCAUGUACUGUAUUCAAAUUUUCUGGAUUAUCUUAAAGUACCAGAAGUUAACAGAUUAGUAACGAGAGAGACUUUUAGGAAUAUUAAAGUUUUAUUACGCAGUGAUAAAGGUAUUGCAAAUUUUUCUGACCGUUCUUUGCUAAAAAAUCUCGGACAUUGGCUCGGUAUGCUAACACUUGGAAGAAAUAAGCCAAUUCUACAAGUUGACAUUGAUUUAAAAAGCUUAUUAGUAGAAGCGUAUAAUAAAGGUCAGCAAGAAUUGUUGUACGUCGUGCCCUUCGUAGCUAAAGUUUUAGAAAGCUGUGCCAAGAGUCGUGUUUUUCGGCCACCAAACCCUUGGACCAUGUCUAUAAUGAAUGUCCUCGCUGAGUUACACCAAGAGCCAGAUUUGAAGCUGAAUCUCAAAUUUGAAAUCGAGGUUUUGUGUAAAAAUCUUAGUAUUGAUGUUUCGGAGUUGAAACCUGCGAUUUAUUUAAAGGAUCCUGAGAAGAUAAGGAGUAUUGAGUACCAACUGUCCCAACCUAAUAAAAAAUCUGAGGCGUCUCAUUCUGCUCAACAACAGCAGCAACAACAGCAACAUCAGCAGCAACAGCAACAGCAACAGCAACAACAACAACAGCAACAGCAGGCUCAACAACAAGCACAACAACAAGCCCAGCAACAACAACAGCAGCAGCAGCAACAACAACAACAACAAGCACAACAACAAGCCCAGCAACAACAACAGCAGCAACAACAACAACAAGCACAGCAGCAGCAACAACAACAACAACAGCAGCAACAACAACAGCAGCAGCAAUUGGCUCAACAACAGUCACAACAGCAGCAGCAACAACAACAGUCGUCUCAACAAAAUACAAUGGAAGAAUUAGUCGGAUCUUCAGCACCUGGUGUUAUUUCUCAGCCUCAGCCGGCUAAUACCACUCCAUCUCUUCCCACCGGUCCUCCAGAGCCCCGAUUUAAUUACAUGGACAUCAAUGUAUCCAAUGUAGCCAAUGUUGCUCAACAUAUAACUGUAAACAACCAGCUUCCGCUUUUGCAAGCGAGUCCACACUUGAAACAAUUCAUCCGGCCAUCUAUCGAGCGUGCAAUUCAAGAAUGGAUUCAUCCUGUUGUAGAUCGUUCUAUUAAAAUAGCUCUUACCACCAGUGAACAGAUUGCUAGAAAAGAUUUCGCAUUAGAUCCUGAUGAAACCAGGAUGCGUCAAGCAGCGCGUCACAUGGUACGGAAUUUAGUCGCUGGGAUGGCAAUGAUUACUUGCCGAGAUCAAAUAUUGGCGUCUAUUAGCACUAACUUGAAGCAGGCAUUUUUGGCAGCACUGAUGGGCUCUACGCAACAGCAAAAAGAUCUUGUAGAACAGGCAGCUAAUGUCCUUGCUGGUGACAAUAUGGAAUUGGCGUGUGCUUUCGUCCAAAAGACGGCUAUUGAAAAAGCAAUGCCGGAAAUGGACAAACGGCUGUUGAAUGAAAUUGAGCUCAGAAAAAUAGCUCGUCAAGAGGGACGUCGGUACUUUGAUCCUGUGGCUAAAUACCAAGCCGAGCGUAUGCCGGAACAAAUUCGCUUGAAAGCCGGAGGAGUAACUCCUCAACAAAUGGCUGUCUAUGAAGAAUUUGCAAGAAAUAUUCCCGGAUUUUUGCCGCUGUCUGAGCGUGAAACACAAGCUCUGUUUAUACCCAAGCCGAUAAGCGAGCCGACAGCAGUGACAGCUUUCGCUUCAAACCCCGCUGUAACAUUACCAACACAACAAGUCGCUGUGUAUGCAAACGCAGCUGUAAACAACGACGAAGUUGGUACAAUGCUAGAGAAGCUUGCCAGUGAAGUUGAAUUACUUCUCACGAGUACAGCUGCCCCGCCACAGCAACUCACAGGCCUCCACGCGCUUCUGGAGUCUAUAAUCCUCACCAGAAGGUCUCGUGACGCCGGUGCUGCAAUGGCUCUCUUAAAAAGAGCUGUUGAUGGACUUUUAGAGAGCCCAUCAGCUUCAAGCAGUACCAUAGAAUCGGAAUUAAUUCUCCGUUAUCGUGAAUUGCAUCUUAGAAUUCUAAAAUGCCUCCAAGACCCACGUGCUUACGGCUUACAAUGGACGAACAAAAAUGUAGCACGUGUAUGGGCCGACAGCAGAGAAGAGUGUCGUUUUAACUUUGAAGCCGUUGACUGUCUCAUCAGGUCACACUUGAUAAGCCUUCCUCAACUCGACGGAGCACUGGCUCAGGCUAUGGAAGGAGGCAUUGCAAUGGCCGUAGCCUUCGCCAUGCAGCUAGUCCAGGUCUACUUGAUCGACGAAAGACAAACCACCCACGUAAAUGAAUCUGACUUGUACAACCUCCUUGAAUCUUUAGCACGAAUGGCUCAUCAUCGCGCAACACCCGACGGCAUCUCUGUAUUCCGUCUCACCAGUGUCAUGGAAUCUCUCCGUGCCAACCACGAGUCAGGUGUACUAGCUGACCGCUCAUCCGUGGGACCAACUGCCCACAUUCACUCGGGAAUCUCCCAAGUCAGAGCCCGUGAUUUUGACGAUCCACCAGGACUGAUGGAAAAAACGGAGUACCUGUUGCGCGAGUGGGUAACAAUGCAUCACAGUCCCAACAAUUCAAGAGACCCCACCAAGGCAUUUGGUCUCUUUGUCCAUCAGAUGAACAUCCACGGUAUCUUGAAGACAGACGACCUAAUCACCCGCUUCUUCAAGCUGAGCACACAAAUGUGCGUCGAUCUUUGCUACCGAGCGCUAGCUGAGUCUAAUUUAGCGGUAUCGGCUGUAAGAGCCAAGUGUUUCUUGACUCUUGACGCUUUUGUCAAGCUGGUAGCGUUGCUGGUCAAGCAUUCUGGAGACACCUCUAACACUCACACUAAAAUAAACCUGCUUAACAAAGUGCUGGGUAUUGUAGCUGGUGUUCUUCUGCAAGAUCAUGAAAUGCGUGGUACUGAUUUUCAACAAUUGCCGUAUCAUCGGAUUUUUAUAAUGCUGUUUUUGGAACUGUGUGCUCCAGAACCCGUCCUAGAGGCUGUUAAUUAUCAAGUACUCACUGCAUUUUGUCACACUCUUCACAUAUUGCGUCCAGCCAAGGCUUCAGGGUUCUGCUACGCGUGGCUAGAACUCGUUUCUCACCGAGUUUUUAUUGGCCGUAUGCUUGCGAUUACUCCUCAGCAAAAAUGUUGGGGCAUGUAUGCUCAACUGCUGAUUGAUUUGUUUAGAUAUCUGGCUCCGUAUUUGCGCAACGCUGAACUUGCCAAGCCAGUACUGUUUCUUUACAAAGGAACUCUUCGAGUUUUGUUGGUACUGUUGCACGAUUUUCCGGAAUUCCUUUGUGAUUAUCACUACGGAUUCUGCGAUGCGAUACCGCCCAACUGUAUCCAGAUGAGAAAUUUAAUUCUCAGCGCAUUCCCGAGAAACAUGCGGCUCCCAGACCCGUUUACUCCUAACCUGAAGGUCGAUAUGCUGCAAGAGAUAGCACAUGCUCCGAGAGUACUCACAAACUUUGCGUCGAUAAUCCAGCCGCUUAGUUUUAAAAAGGAACUUGAUUCUUAUCUCAAGGCUCGAGCACCUGUCACCUUCCUGUCGGAGUUGAGAAGCAACUUACAGGUGUCCCAAGAAGCUGGAAUGCGGUACAACAUACCACUGAUGAACGCGCUGGUUUUGUACGUGGGAACUCAAGCGAUUGCUUUCAUUCGUAACAAAGGACACACACCGAAUAUGUCGACUAUCGCUCAUUCUGCUCACAUGGACAUCUUCCAAAAUCUCGCCGUUGAUCUCGACACCGAGGGACGGUACUUGUUCUUGAACGCUAUCGCUAAUCAGCUACGUUAUCCUAACAGUCAUACGCAUUACUUCAGUUGUACAUUAUUGUAUUUGUUUGCUGAAGCAAAUACUGAAGCUAUUCAGGAACAAAUUACGAGAGUGCUUUUGGAGAGAUUGAUCGUCAACAGACCACAUCCUUGGGGCUUACUUAUUACUUUUAUUGAGCUUAUUAAAAAUCCUACGUAUAAAUUUUGGACUCAUGAAUUUGUUCAUUGUGCACCCGAAAUUGAAAAAUUAUUUGAGUCUGUUGCGAGAUCAUGUAUGGUUCAAAAACAAGUGCUAUCAACACAAUCAACACAAGAACCAGAAUUGCCAGAGUGAUAAAACGUUUUUAUAAAUCGUAAUUUUAUUCUGUGUACAGUGAACAAAGCAAAAACUUUAAAGUUAUAAUACUUAUUAUUAAUAACGCGUGUAUAAAGUUGCUUAUAUAAUUAUUAAGAGUGUAUAAUAAUAUUAUGAUGAACUUUGAAACUUUCUUUUCUUUUUUGUUUGACUUAUUAAUAAUUAUAACGAACUAAGUAAAUAUCAAGGUUAAGUAAUAUUAAGUAGAUAACAUGAUAGUUUAAAACAGACAUGAAAACAAAAAGUUACAAAUGACUAAAUUGUAAGGAAAAAUAAUUGAUAUGUUAAUAUUUUAAUAAUAAAAAAUAAUUAUAUGUAUAAAAAA